GAGAGAGAGAGGAGAGGGAGAGGGAGAGGGGGAGAGAGAUAGAAGAAGAGAGAGAAUAACAGCAAAGGAGAGAAGUUGGCAGUAGUCUGAGACUUGCUAUAGGAGCUGAUGCUGACCCAGAGAGGUGGUGUGGGAAACAUGCAGGCCCUGAAAGAAGCUGCUGGUCACAGGAUGAAUAGGAGACUAUUCUUAGGACAAAUCCUACGCAUAUGUUGAUACAUGUGGUUUGAGAGGGCCUUUUUACCUACUAAAAUAUGUAAUAGUAUUAAAAUGUCCAGAUUAAUAGUCACAGUCAUAUAUUAUACUUCAGUGUAUUCAUACAAGUUUCAAUCAAAACAAAGACUUACAAAGCCAGAAGACUAUAAAUUGUGUCACUCUGUCUCUACUCAUUGCAACUGUGUACUGUUUAAUGAUCUGUGUGGUUGUGUUUUAUAGGGGGGGUGGAGUGACUGUUUCUACGGUUGCUGUUGCUACCCACUUUCCUGGUGCCAGAUCUCCCGUGAGCUCAAAAGACAAGCAGCUGUCUAUACCAACUCCUCCUCGGCCCGAUACACCGCUAUCAGCUUCCUGCAGGGGGCGCACUUGAUUUAGAAGAGGCAUCAUCCGACAAAUGAGCCUGGACCACAUGGGCUCAAUUAUGUCAUUUAACUAAUUAGCUUCAAACUCCUACUCUUUAACUUGGUCCCCUCCCACAUCUAUGAUUGGUUAUCACCCACCUCACGUUUGACCUCAUAUGAACUGCAAACAACUGUGGAUUGGGUAGUUUUUGUAUUUCUUGACUUCAUGUAGCCUACAAUUCUCAAAUCUGUGUUGUCCGUUGGGGGGUUCAGUUUUUGAUUCAGUGUGACAGUGGUCUGGAGCACUUCAGUUGUGAGCAACUUGAAACGCAGCGUUCCUGCAAAUGUUGAUGUGUUUUGGGCCAAUACUACCGUGUUCUCGGCCAAUGCUUGUGUUCUCGGCUGAUGGUGUGGUGUUGUUGUAAGUAGGCCUAGUGAUAGUUUUUUAUUUUUAUAUGUAGCGUUUUUAUGCAUGUUACGUUUUUGUUAAUGUCGUUGUGUGUUAAUGUUGUUUCGUUUGCUUCGCUAAUGUUGUUUUGUUGUGCACCCGUGGGCCAGCGUAGGUUUUUGGUCAUCGGUCAUACUGUUCUAACUUGACUCCGCAAAAUCAUCACUUCAACAUGACUUCAAAGAUGAUCAUUCAACAGCCCCAAGCAUUUGCCACGGCAACGACAUCCAAUCAGUGGAGCUCAAACAUCUGUGACUGCACUAAAGACAUGAAAUCUUGCUGUUUGGCGUUUUGGUGCUUGCCUUGCUUUACAUGUAUCACAACGAAGGAAGCGGGACAGUGUCUGUGUCUGCCGCUGCUUGACUGCUUUGGCCUUAUCCCCCCCGCCACCAUGUCCUUGAGGGCUUCUCUACGCUACCGCUACGGCAUUAAGGGCACCCUAUGUAAUGACUGUGUGUUCUCCUUCUUCUGUGGGCCCUGUACCUGGUGUCAAAUGUCUAAGGAGAUGAAGACCAGAGUGCAACCCAUCACUCUCACCUCCCUGCAGGGGGCGCACAUGAUUUAGAAGAGGCAUCAUCAUCUGACAAAUGAGCCCUCUCCCACAUCUAUGGUUGGUUAUCACCCACGUCUGAACUACACAUUCUACCUCACGUUUGACCUCAUAUGAACUUUAAACAACUGUUGAUUGGGUAGUUUUUGUAAUUCUUGACCUCAUCAAGUUUAAGUGACUUAAUAUGAUGAAAGAGUAUUAAAGUACAUUAGAACAUAUUUUCCUAGUAUUUAAUUCUCUAGCAGGUUGGCAAUAAUGUGAAUAAACUGUUUUUCUUUUUUGCACACUGACUGGCUACCUUAGGUUAGCGAAGUGCUGACCACUAGGAGAGAAACCUCUGGCUACCAAACAAGGUUGUGGAGGUUGAGGUUUUCAGAAUAGCCAAAGGAGCAGCUUGCAGUUGCAUCAUUGUAGUGUUUACAUUCAAAUGUUUCACAAGAUUAGUACUAGCUAGCAUGUACAGUCGUCAACACCAAGCAUGAAAAACAAAACCUUCCUGCCUGGUGUGUUCUACAGUUAACAAGAUUCCAAACGUGACCAUUCUAAGGUCAUCUAGCUGGCACGUUGGGUAAAGGGAUCAUCACAUACCUGACUGGACAGAUUUCCCAUCGACUACUUCUACAUUGUUGUAAGACUUUUAGCUGAGCCAUUGAGUGGUUGGCAGCAGUCUGUCUUACUGCAACAGCAGGAUUAGUUGAUCAGGCAUGCAUGAUGAUUUACUUUUUAUCAAGUGGUACCUGACGCUUAAAAUAUUAAAUAUGACUAGAGUAUCAGUAUUACAUUCAGAUAGCUCAGCUUACAUGAAAAGGGCUGUGAAAUUAGGUACAGUCUGUCUGGUUUUGUCUUGCCACUUAUUAGUGAAUUAAGCUUUACUGCUAGUUCCCAGUAUGAAACAAGUGACAUGGAAUGCUACCUGUCCAGGUGAACCUAGGCUGUCCAGCCCUGGGCUCUUGGCCAAGACUUUCUGCCAUCACCAGAGCAAACAUAUUUCUAAUAGGAUCCAAUUCUUUUAAUUUACCAUCUGUAUGGACAACGGACAUAUAGAUAAAGGUAAACACAUGCCCUCCUGUUUGGUGGUAGCUUAGCAACCUUGCUAAGACCCUCCAUAUAUUUCAAAGAAACACCCUUUUAUAAACAUCUUACUAAAUAUUUUAUUGACAUAUUUGACUGAAGCAGCGUGUCGGAUGGUGAUGAUGUCAUACCCGGCAUGUCAAAUGGUGGAAGCUUAGCUUGGCCGUAAAACAAAAGUGUAGUUGAAUUAACUAGGUUUCUAUGGUUGUGAAGUAAGGUACAAAAGAUGGCACACUGGGGCAGUUCAGUUUCUGGGGCAAAACGUGGAAAUUAAGUGUGCAGGGCAGGGAAGAUCUGAGAGUCGAAUGUAUUCUUUCAAUGAAAACGGGAUGAACCAGAUGAAUGAGAGGUAAACCAGUGUGUCAGCCUAAGAGUUUCUCAUUCUAUAAAACAGCACCCCAUCAGUCUCCUGGGUUCAGUGUCUUCCCUUCUAGACUCUUCUCUCCAGCUUCUCCUCGGGAAAAUACACAGGUAUGAAAUUGUAUGAUGUCUUUAAGCUAGGGACUGCAGGCAUGUAGAACUUUCUUGUGGUGUUUUGCUGACAUAUUUUGAUGAGAAUUUACAUGAAACAGCUGUCUCUCUACCUGUUCCAU
Hypomesus transpacificus is the source of this 3219-nucleotide messenger RNA. Its product is annotated as cornifelin homolog A-like. Lineage: Eukaryota; Metazoa; Chordata; Actinopteri; Osmeriformes; Osmeridae. The record is from RefSeq and is a predicted model, not a curated record. The coding region runs from base 1178 to 1570 and encodes 130 amino acids. The transcript is spliced from 3 exons.